AUGCUGUCUCUCUGGAUGAUAUCCAUGGUAUGUGUGGGAUUUGGCUCCUUCUGUGCAGGGAAAGGUGGUCUGGAGUUCCCUACCUUUGACGGGAAGGAUCGUGUCCUCAGCAUCAACAAACGGAACUACAAAAAGGCGUUGAAGAAACACGACAUGUUGUGUGUCCUCUACCACGAGCCUCUGUCAGCUGACAAGGGCCUUCAGAAGCAGCUGCACAUGACCGAGAUGGUUCUCGAGUUGGCUGCUCAGGUUCUGGAGGACAGAGACAUUGGGUUUGGACUCGUUGACUCCCGUAAAGACGCCAAAGUGGCCAGAAAACUAGGGCUGGAAGAGGAGGGAAGUAUCUACACAUUUAAAGAUGAUCGGCUCAUUGAGUUUGAUGGAGAACUCUCAGCAGACACUCUGGUGGAGUUUCUACUGGAUCUACUGGAGGACCCGGUGGAGCUCAUCAGCAACUCGCGAGAGCAGCGGGCCUUUGAGCGCAUGGAGGGACAAACACGUCUCAUUGGCUACUUCAAAGGGGAGGAGUCAGAACAUUAUAAAGCCUUCCUGGAGGCCGCUGAACAGUUCCAACCUUAUAUUAAGUUCUUUGCAACUUUCGACAAAGCAGUGGCAAAGCAUCUGACAUUGAAGAUGAAUGAGGUUGACUUCUAUGAGCCCUUCAUGGAGGAGCCCGUUACCAUUCCUGGAAAGCCCAACACUGAGAAUGAGAUUGUAAGCUUUGUCAACACACACAGAAGGCCAACAUUGAGGAAAUUGCGCUCUGAAGAUAUGUUUGAGACCUGGGAGGACGACAUGGACGGAAUACACAUCGUUGCAUUCGCUGAGGAGGAGGACCCUGAUGGCUAUGAGUUCCUGGAGAUCCUCAAGGAAGUGGCGCGAGACAACACCAACAACCCCGACCUGAGCAUCGUGUGGAUCGACCCUGAUGACUUCCCUCUGCUCACCACAUAUUGGGAAAAGACCUUCAAUGUGGACCUCUUCAGACCACAAAUUGGAGUGGUGAAUGUAACUGACGCAGACAGUGUGUGGCUGGAUAUUGCCAGCGAUGAAGCCUUGCCAUCCGCUGAGGCCCUUGAGGACUGGAUAGAAGACGUGUUAUCUGGGAAGAUAAACACAGAGGAUGAUGAUGACUCAGGUAGUCGCGAGGGAGAGUAUGAAGAUGAAGAGGAGGAGGAGGAAGAGGAUGAGGAAGAUGUUGAUGACGCAGAUGAUGAUAAUGAUUGACUCUAAAGGUUUAAUAACAAUGGUAACAUAUAGUGUAAUUUAAAGAAAUAAUAGCUGACAUGUUUUAUGCGAAGGAACUGAAUCAUUCAGCAAGUUAGAUUACUUUCAUUGAAAUUAAGUUAGUGUUAAGUGGUCAAAGAUGAUAUUUGUUUUUGUUCUUUUGUGAUGUUGUUUUACGCAUCUCAUGAUCAAGAAAUAAAAUGUUAAAUCUGCAUUUUAAAAUCAAUUUAAUGGGAAAAAUAAAGAAUUGUUGAUC
Molecule: messenger RNA, 1483 nt
Organism: Engraulis encrasicolus (European anchovy)
Lineage: Eukaryota; Metazoa; Chordata; Actinopteri; Clupeiformes; Engraulidae
Product: calsequestrin-2-like
Exons: 11
Coding region: 1-1227 (408 amino acids)
Biological process (GO): regulation of cardiac muscle contraction by regulation of the release of sequestered calcium ion
Cellular component (GO): sarcoplasmic reticulum lumen; Z disc
Molecular function (GO): calcium ion binding
Source: RefSeq, a predicted model, not a curated record